Messenger RNA from Eruca vesicaria subsp. sativa (arugula), 1196 nucleotides. The record is from the annotation of a GenBank genome assembly. Lineage: Eukaryota; Viridiplantae; Streptophyta; Magnoliopsida; Brassicales; Brassicaceae.
AUGGCGGAAACCAUCGGCUCAGAGAUGUCCUCGAUCACCGACAAAUCCGCCAAAAUCUUCGUCGCUGGUCACCGCGGCCUAGUCGGAUCCGCGAUCGUCCGCAAACUCCAUCAAUUAGGUUACACAAACCUCCUCCUCCGAACACACGCCGACCUCGAUCUCACCCGUCAAUCCGACGUGGAAUCAUUCUUCUCCACAGAGAAGCCUCUCUACGUAAUCCUAGCAGCAGCCAAAGUCGGCGGGAUCCACGCCAACAACACCUACCCCGCCGACUUCAUCUCCGUCAAUCUCCAGAUCCAAACCAACGUGAUCCACUCCGCUUACAUCCACGGCGUCAAGAAGCUGCUCUUCCUCGGAUCCUCCUGCAUCUACCCCAAAUUCGCUCCUCAACCGAUCCCCGAAUCCGCUCUGUUAACCGGAACGCUUGAACCGACCAACGAGUGGUACGCCAUCGCCAAGAUCGCAGGGAUCAAGACGUGUCAAGCCUAUAGGAUACAACACAAUUGGGACGCGAUCUCGGGAAUGCCGACGAAUCUCUACGGUCCUAACGAUAAUUUCCACCCCGAGAAUUCGCACGUGUUGCCUGCUCUUAUGAGGAGGUUUCACGAGGCGAAGGUGGGUGGAGGUGAGGAGGUUGUGGUGUGGGGGAGUGGGAGUCCGUUGAGGGAGUUUUUGCAUGUGGAUGAUUUGGCGGAUGCUUGUGUUUUCUUGUUGGAGAGGUACAGUGGGUUGGAGCAUGUUAAUAUAGGGAGUGGUGUGGAAGUUACGAUUAGAGAGUUGGCGGAGUUGGUUAAAGAGGUUGUUGGGUUUGAAGGGAGGCUUGGGUGGGAUAGUAGUAAGCCUGAUGGGACGCCGAGGAAGCUGAUGGAUAGUUCGAAGCUUGCUUCUUUGGGGUGGACGCCUAAGGUUUCGCUUAGAGAUGGGCUUCGGCAGACUUAUGAGUGGUAUUUGGAGAAUGUUUGUGCUGCCAAUAAGUGAUACAUGUCAAUCGGUUUCAUCACUACUAGGUGAUUUAUCUAUCUUUGAGAUUUAAGAACUUUUUUAAUUUGGGUUGUUUUGGUGUACUUGAGGAACUUACAUUAUCCGACGUGGUGAUGUUUGAUGCAACAUAACUCCAUGCUGUAUUAUUUAGUUUUCUUUUUAAGUAUUUGAAAACAAUUUUUGUAAGAAGUUAUAACAAAUAAAAACUAUGAUGA